AUGCGGUUCCAGUUCCCCGCCGCCUGGCUGACGAUGUUUGAUGCGGUGUUGAUCCUGAUGCUGAUCCCUCUGAAGGAUAAGCUGGUGGACCCCAUGCUGAAGCGCAGAGGUCUCCUGCCCUCGUCUCUGAAGAGGAUCGCCGUGGGAAUGUUCUUCGUCAUGUGCUCCGCCGUCGCAGCAGGUAUUCUAGAGACGAAGCGGUUGGACAUAGUUCACUCUCUGGGGCCGAUCAGUCAGGUUAUGGGGGGAGUGACGUAUUACGCUGCUGAUCUGGCCAUAUGGUGGCAGGUUCCUCAGUACGUCCUCAUCGGCAUCAGUGAAAUAUUCGCCAGCAUUGCAGGUUUGGAGUUUGCGUACUCGGCGGCCCCUCGCUCCAUGCAGAGCGCUAUAAUGGGACUUUUCUUCUUCUUCUCUGGCAUCGGCUCCUUCGUGGGAUCCGGCCUGCUCGCCAUCGUCUCCCUCAAAUCCAUCGGCUGGAUGUCCUCACACAAAGACUUCGGUAACAUAAACGAAUGUAAGCUGAACUACUAUUUCUUCCUCCUGGCUGGAAUUCAAGGCGUCACCCUACUCCUCUUCCUCAUUGUGUCGGUGAAGUACGACAAGCAGAAGCCCAGAGCGGGCAGCCAUCGGCCUUCUCUGGCCAACUCAUGACACAUACAUGCAUAUAAACAUAGAGAAAACAACAGUCUCCCUUAGAAAUCCAGACAGCUUUCUGAGCUCCACACUAGAGCUGCACAAUGUGGAGAGAAUGCCAGUAUCAGGUUUUUUACCGCUGCAUAUUCUGAUUACAGUCAGGGGUGGAUAAAGUACAGCACCUCUGUUCCUGAGAGAAAGCACAAACACUCUUGGUCACAUAUUGCUGGAGUAAAAGUAGAAGCAUUCUGUCUUCAUAUCGAUUUGAGUGAAAAAGCACUUGCUUGUAAAUGUACUUAACUCUCUGUUGCAUGGUGUUGCCUCAGGGCAACAGACUCAUUUUCCUCACUUUA
Messenger RNA from Colossoma macropomum (tambaqui), 986 nucleotides. RefSeq names its product solute carrier family 15 member 4-like. The record is from RefSeq and is a predicted model, not a curated record. The transcript is spliced from 4 exons. Bases 1 to 651 code for a protein of 216 amino acids. Gene Ontology annotation, molecular function: transmembrane transporter activity. Gene Ontology annotation, cellular component: membrane. Gene Ontology annotation, biological process: transmembrane transport. NCBI's taxonomy places the organism in Eukaryota, Metazoa, Chordata, Actinopteri, Characiformes, Serrasalmidae.